AUGGUUGGUCAGCCAGUAUAUCACAAAUGGACAUGUGAUUCAGAAACAGAGGACACGUUUUGUGCAUUGGUACAUUCGUGUUUCGUUGAUGAUGGUAACGGUGAUACAGUGCAAAUUUUAAACGAUGAAGGAUGUGCUUUGGAUAAAUACCUCUUGAAUAACUUAGAAUAUCCAACCGAUCUAAUAGCUGGACAAGAAGCUCACGUAUAUAAAUAUGCUGAUCGAUCACAGGUUUUUUAUCAAUGUCAGAUAACGAUCACAAUCAAAGAACCAAAUGGAGAAUGUGAACGACCGAAAUGUCCAGAACCAGAAGGAUUUGGUGCAAUUAAGGAAAGUGGUAGGACAAAUCGAGAAACAGAAUUAGUGACACCUGCAUUGCAAAUGAGAUUAUUGAGAAAGAGAGCUGCUGAUUAUGAUACUACAGUGGAUGUUAGGACUGAUAUCAAUACAUUGGAUAUCAUCGAUGAGAAAGCAGCACUACCAGAAGAUUCACGAUAUCGGACAUUAUUAUAUCCUGUGAUCAAUAAUCGAAAUACAAUAUGCAUGUCAUUUGCA
Molecule: messenger RNA, 555 nt
Organism: Acanthocheilonema viteae
Lineage: Eukaryota; Metazoa; Nematoda; Chromadorea; Rhabditida; Onchocercidae
Source: the annotation of a GenBank genome assembly